AUGCACACCCAUUCUAAAUCUAUCAUUUUUCGUCCUAAACAUCGUGCUGAUAUUUCCAUUACUACUACUUGUCGGUUACAUAAUGCUCUUUUCUCUGCUAAAGAACCUCGAGGGUUUAAAACCGCCUCUAAAGAUCCCUCAUGGUCUCAAACCAUGCACGAUGAACUCCGGGCCCUCCAUGAGCAAAACACUUGGGAUUUAGUUCCACGUCCAUCAUCCUCAAACGUUGUUGGUUCGAAGUGGAUAUUUCGUACCAAAUAUAAAGCUGACGACACUGUUGAUCGUUUAAAAGCCUGUCUCGUUGCCCAAGGCUUCAAUCAAAUACCAGGUUUUGAUUUUUCUCAUACUUUUAGUCCAGUCAUUAAGGCCUCUACUCUUCGCAUCGUUUUAUCUCUUGCUGUUGUACGCAAAUGGCAUCUUUAG
Messenger RNA from Lactuca sativa (garden lettuce), 423 nucleotides. Lineage: Eukaryota; Viridiplantae; Streptophyta; Magnoliopsida; Asterales; Asteraceae. The record is from RefSeq and is a predicted model, not a curated record.